This is a messenger RNA of Folsomia candida, 1567 nucleotides long. RefSeq lists its product as uncharacterized. The transcript has 3 exons. The record is from RefSeq and is a predicted model, not a curated record. Bases 404 to 1033 code for a protein of 209 amino acids. NCBI's taxonomy places the organism in Eukaryota, Metazoa, Arthropoda, Collembola, Entomobryomorpha, Isotomidae.
AUAUAUCCUUCUAAUGUCAAUUAAUUAUUACACAGGAAACGUUUAGCUAAUAGUCUCCAUGGAAAUGGAGAAAUCGAGAUAACGUAUCACAUAUUUAAGGGACCGUUCAAAAAAUACGUAACUAUAAAUCCUCCUUUCUAAAUCAUCCCUUAUGAUGGGUCCCUCCCUUUGACAUAUAAUUACAUAGCCACCACAUCAUUGACGACUUCCGAACUUAUUCCCUCUGCACAUCCAUCUUGAACGGUCCUUAAUAAGAAUCGGCACCACCACUACCACUUUCCCACCACAUGCUCACUUUCUUUCUCGGACGUUUUUUGUGUUUUAUUUAAUUCUACUCGAAAUUUAUUCUAGUUUCGUAAUUUCACAGUUCUUUUGUAGAAAUAAAAUUCCACAUUGAUCUCAAAUGUCGCCAAGACAAUCCUUGCCCAUGUCAUCGCCAAGGUCGGACGUCAGCUCAACCUGGUACAAAUGCAACACUUGCCAAAUUCUUCUCGAGUCAAAGUCACGUCUUUUGAAACAUUUGGGGGAGAAGCAUUUUGGAGAGAGCCCAAAGACAUCAAGAAGGUCAAGUACAUCCCGAGGAGUUAAGAAGUCAUCCGAUUAUAAAAACCAAUAUGAAAAAAUUUGCAUUCGGCCUUUAGAAAUUGUCGUAAGUAACGAGCGAUUCAUAUUUAAACGGGUAUCAAAAGUAUCUACCCCAAAUCGACCUCAACCCGCCGGUCCCAGUUCACCAAUAAAAUCAAGCCUGACCUCAAUUCGACCUCAACCCGGUCCCAGUUCACCAAGUCGACCUCAAGCCGGUCCCAGUACAACAAAAAAAUCAAGUCUGACCCCGCUCCGAUCCGGUAAGAACAACCAAAAACAAUCAAUGGUCGCCUCACAGUCACCGGACGCUGACCUAUUCAUCUCAACACUGAAUGUUCGCGACGAUGAUCUCGUCCUGCAUCCAGGCUACUUUCCUUUCGUUUGUCGUUUCUGUGAUUCAACGAACUGCAAGUCAUGUGAAGUUUUUGAUCAGACCAAGUUCUUUUAGAAAUACUUUGUAUUUUUGCUACAACGUCCUGUGAAAUUAUUCAAGAUUUAUUGGAUGACAUUAUUAUUUAUUUUGUCUCAAGAAUUAACUGAAAUUAAGUCAAGAAAUGAAUUAUAUAUUACAUGCACAAUUACUUAUUAUCUUAUAUUGUAUAUCCUCACUUGUAUGUACAACUUUAAAUUUCCUCAUCUUUGCCACGGUUCAGUCUGGUUAAGCAGAGUUAUAUUCAACUUCUAGAAAUUAAUUGAUGUUUUUCUUCACCGGUGUUUCAUUGUGUGAUCGUAUUUAUGUAGUAAUUUAGCGUUUUCUAAGUAGAUGUUUUUCAUGUUAAAAAAUUCAAGACUCUUAAUUAUUUAGAUACACUGUUUCAAAAAUAAUGUUACUCUUUUAGAGUGCAAUUACUUUUCAAAAGAGCAACAUUAUUUUUAUAAGAGUAACAAAAAUAAAUGUAAAUUUCCAUUUUCUAUUGUUCACUAUUUUAUGCUGGUAAUUGAAUACAUUAAAAAUGAACUGAUUUGUAUUUACAACAAUUAA